AUGAAUAAACUGACAAGAGAUUACCGGAUACGCAUGCCUGACGAGCGGCAAGGACCGCGAAACCGGCUGUGUGCUUCCAGGGAAAUUUUGCCCAAAUUUUCACUGGAUUCCUAUUCUCUUUGCAGCGCAUUGAAUCUUUGGUGCUCGUGCGCGCGCAUUGGUUCGUCCGAAUCGGACGCAAAACUAUGCUCCGUAGAGGCUGAGGCAGCAAUCACAGAAGUCGCGUUUGGUGUGAAAGAAAUCCGGUUAGCCUCGGACAAACUGCCCUGCACAGAUUCAAUUGCCUAUCUGAAUCUGACCACUCUGGAGGGUGAACCAAUGUGUGUGGAAAUCAGUGUGAAAGGAUUCUGCCCGGUUGGUCGACGUACGUUCGUUCUCCGAUGGAGGACCCCUUUGAUUCCGGAUUUGCUUUAUUUAGAAACUUCAGUAUCGAAAAAGUAUGUUGUUAAUUUUAGUGAAAGUUCAUCCAUUCGAAUUUUGUUUGGACACUUUGUGUUUGCUCUGUUUAUUCAUGGUGACCAUUCACUGAGUCUCUAA
This is a messenger RNA of Echinostoma caproni, 537 nucleotides long. The record is from the annotation of a GenBank genome assembly. NCBI's taxonomy places the organism in Eukaryota, Metazoa, Platyhelminthes, Trematoda, Plagiorchiida, Echinostomatidae.